Messenger RNA from Lachancea nothofagi CBS 11611, 126 nucleotides. NCBI's taxonomy places the organism in Eukaryota, Fungi, Ascomycota, Saccharomycetes, Saccharomycetales, Saccharomycetaceae. The record is from the annotation of a GenBank genome assembly.
AUGGCUUUUCUAGUAUUGACCUCCGAAGUUUCCACCCCAUUCGUUAUCCCAGCCGUUUCGCCAGUAUCGGCACCUUCCAGCAGAAAGAACAGCACUGGCAGCCUGGAGGCCGCGAGAAAAAUCUAA